Messenger RNA from Manacus vitellinus (golden-collared manakin), 8051 nucleotides. It is a transcript of the gene RIF1, whose product is annotated as replication timing regulatory factor 1. Gene Ontology annotation, biological process: telomere maintenance. The record is from RefSeq and is a predicted model, not a curated record. NCBI's taxonomy places the organism in Eukaryota, Metazoa, Chordata, Aves, Passeriformes, Pipridae. The transcript has 34 exons. Bases 1 to 7098 code for a protein of 2365 amino acids. Gene Ontology annotation, cellular component: nucleus.
AUGGAUCAGAUCCAGGGGUGUACAGGGAAUACCUGCCUGUCUGGAGACCCUCAUGGAGCCGGAGCUGGGGGCAGGAUUUUGGGAAGAGACUUUUUCCAGGACAGUCACUCCUGCCGGGCAUCGCCAGUGCAGGUGACUGAGGAAGAUUCAGCCAGAGUGCUCAGUCGCCUGAGUGGUGAAGGAGGCAAAGUAUUCACUGCAGAUGUCAGAAAACACUUUCCUCAGCUCUGCAAAGUGUUUAAGGCACACAUUUCUAGUCCAAACUCUGAGCUCAGUAAUGCAGCAUUGCAGGCCUUGGGAUUCUGCACUUUUAAUUCAGCUAAUACAGCUGAAUUGUCUGCCACGGACAUGCAGGAUCUGCUCUCGGCAGUGAACGGCGUCGCCGUGAAAGCUUCCGACAAAAACACCCGCACUCGGGCACUUUGGGUGAUCUCCAAGCAGGCCUUCCCUCCUGAAGUUGUCAAAAAGGAGGUGUCCAAUAUUCUCUCUUCCCUGGAAACAAUCCUUACCAAAGGAGAUGUACAGUCUGUUGUGGUUGAAUAUGAAGCACUUAAUGUCAUCAUACGCCUGAUGGAGCAAACCCCAGCCCAGAUGGGAGAGGAGGCUGUGAGGUGGGCCAAGCUGAUCAUCCCUCUGGUUGUCCACUCUGCUCACAAGGUGCAGCUGCGAGGGGCCACUGCCCUGGAGAUGGGGAUGCCACUGCUCCUGCAGAAACAGCAGGAGGUGGCAGCUGUCACCGAGCACCUCAUGACCACAAAGUUGAUUUCUGAGCUUCAGAAAUUGUUUUCUGCAAAAAACGAGACUUUCGUGCUGAAGUUGUGGCCACUGUUUGUCAAACUGCUUGGGAAGACUCUCCAUCGUAGUGGGAGUUUCAUCAACUCCCUGUUGCAGCUGGAGGAACUUGGAUUUCGGAGUGGCUCCCCAGUGGUAAAGAAAAUUGCCUUCAUUGCAUGGAAGAGUCUCAUAGAUAAUUUUGCUCUAAACCCAGAUAUCCUGUGCAGUGCUAAAAGGCUGAAAUUACUGAUGCAGCCCCUGAGCUCGAUCCAUGUGAGAACAGAGGCUCUGGCACUCACCAAGCUGGAGGUCUGGUGGUAUUUACUCAUGAGGUUGGGAACUCACCUGCCUUCAAACUUUGAACAGGUCUGUGUCCCCUUAAUCCAAAGCACUCUGAGUCUGGAUCCUGCUGCUGCAUUCCCAGGAACCCCCUCACGCCUUCCAGCCAACCAGAGCUUGGGCUCAGCCACCCCUGGGCAGAAACCAGGUCCUUACCCAUUGGUGAGUCCAGCCACCCCGAGGAUAAACCUGAAUUCCAGCCCAGCAGGAGGGGUGGUGUUUUCUUCCAUCCAGCUCCUGGGCAUUGAAAUGCUGCUGCACUUCCUGAUGGGACCAGGAGUUUUAGAUUUUGCUAAGCAAAACAAACUUGUACUCAGUUUAGAGCCUCUCCAGUCCCCACUGAUCAGCAGCCCUUCUUUUUUUUGUAAGCAUGCCAGCACACUCAUCAAUGCAGUGCAGGAUGGCUUUAUUGCAAUUGGAAAAGAGGUUCCUGAUUGUAUGCUGAAUGUUAUAUGGAAGGACAUAAAUGGAUAUGUAAAAACAGCAAUUGAAUCAGGAAAUAAGAAAGAAAAGCAAGGGUCAGAAAUCCUCACUAUGUUGCUCCAGGCCUUAAAAAACAUUGUGAGAUCAGGCUCUCUUCCUGUGCAGAAAGUACUGUCCCUCAUUGAUAUUACUGUUAAGGAGUUGCCUCCAAAAGUAUUGGGAUCACCAGCUUAUCAGGUCGCUGAUAUGGAUCUUUUAAAUGGAACACCAGCUUUGUUCUUAAUCCAGCUGCCUUUCCAUAACAACCUCUUGGAAUGCUGUGUAACAGAUGAGAGAUUCUUUGUGAUUCUGGAAACACUUGUGGGUUAUGUCCUGUCUGGGCCCACAUCUCCCCUGGCUUUCAGUGAGUCUGUGAUCUGUGUCAUCAACCAGAGCUCAAAGCAGGUGGAAAACAAGGAGCACCUUUGGAGAAUGUGGAGCAUUGUCGUUAAUCCUCUGACAGAAUGGAUUAAUCAGACCAAUGAAGUGAAUCAGGGGGAUGCCUUGGAGCACAACUUCAGUGCUGUGUACAGUGCAUUGCUGCUGCCAGUGUCACACAUCUUCCCCACCCAGGGCUUUCCCCAGCCAACCAUGAAGUCCCUGCUGCGCUCGUGGUCGGAGCUGUACCGAGCCUUCGCCCGCUGCGCUGCCCUGGUGGCAACAGCCGAGGAGAACGUGUGCUGUGAGGAGCUGUGUGCCAAAAUUAUAGCUGGGCUAGAAGGUGAAACUCCAGUAAUGUUUUCCAUGAUGGAAGGUCUCACCCAUGUUGUCUCAGUCAUGGUUGACUGCAUCAACUUUGCUCCAUAUGGUACCAAAUACCAGCCAAAAACCAGAUCUCCACAGACACCUUCAGAUUGGUCUAAGAAGAAAAAGGAGCCCCUGGGCAAACUUGCCUCUCUCUUUAAGCUCCUGGUGAUGUUACUGGACUCCUUCCACGUGUUCAGCUCCCAAGAAACCUGCUCAGAAACACUGAUCUCUGUGGGUCCUUCAGUCCUUGCUGCUCUUCACAACAUCAUCAGCCACAUUUCGCUGCCCUCAGUGAUGGGCACCAUGUUUGCCAUUUUUUCCAAGCCCCUGGCAGUGUUUUAUGAAAAAACCAAGCUCCCUGAGGUACCUAAAGUCUACAGUAAUCUUAACAACAAGCUUGAGAAGCUGCUGGCAGAGAUUCUGCAGUGCCUGCAGUCCCACUGCACGGGCUCCUACGACAGCGAGAUGCUGGAGCAGCUCUCCCCACUGCUCUGUGCAGGGUUCCAGCACAGGAGCAAACAGCUCAGGAACCAGUGUGCCCAGUUCUGGAAUUCCACCUUUGCCAAGACUGCUUCACUCACAUACCCUGAGGAGUUAAAAUCUGUGUUAAGCCAAGCCAAAAAGAAGGUUCCUCUCCUGCUGCCUGGCUUUGAAAGCAUUGAGAUGGGUGAAGAAUGCAGUGGGCCCUUCUCUGACACGAUGGAAAAUUCCCAGCUGGAUGCAAAGAUCAGUGGAAUGGAAGUGAAGCUGGGUCAGAAACGAGAUUCUAUAUUGGCACAGAUGAGUGACCAGAAAAACGAUGGAAAAGACAAGUCCAGUAACGUGCAAGUAACACCUGCAAAGUUAAAACUAGAAUUUGCAUCUUCGAAGACUCCAAGUGAGAUACUUCUGGAAGAGGAGAAAUCAGUUGAUUUUGUGUUUAUUCCUCCAGAAACAAAAGCAAGAGUAUUGACAGAACAUCAGAAAGAAGUGCUGAGGUCAAAGAGGGUUGACAUUCCUGCCAUGUACAACAAUUUGGAUGCAUCACAAGACACCACCUUAUUUUCUCAGGAUACUCAAAGCCAGGAGGAUUCUUUGGAAGUAUCACCUUUAAUAGAAAAUGCCAAAGAAGAUACUGAAAGCAAGCCUCAGGAAGAAAAUACAAGGAGUGAAGGGUGUCCCACAGGGGAGAGCUCAGCUCCCACCAGCAAGGGGGAGUCACAGAACCACACAGCUGAGAUGGUUCCAGAGGAGCCAUCAGCUGGAGAGCAAUUAGAGACAAGCUCUGUGGAAGCAGCUUCCAAGGAGACCUCGGCAGGGAAUGAAAACACUUCCAAUGCCAGCAACAGCUCAGCUUCCAGCGAUGUAAUUUCUGGGACCCCCCAGCCCGUGAGCCGCCGGCAAUCCUUCAUCACCCUGGAGAAGUUCAGCGGGACAGAGAACAGGCCCUUCAGCCCAUCACCACUGAACACCUCCUCAGAGCUGUCCAGAGGGGCUGCCCUGGCAGGCAAGCAGGAAAAUACAAGUGUAAGCAAGACCAGUGCUAAAGCAGAGAAAUCUGGAGAAGAAAACAGAAAGCCUCCGGAUCCGGAGCCUGUCCUCGCGGCGAUCCGGAGGCUCACGCGCCGGCAGAGCAAGAUGGAGCUCCAGGGAAACAAGUCCAAGCUGAUGAACAGGUCAGAACAGGAGUCUCUUGCCUCUGACAGCAUGGACAGUACUCCUGAGCUGUGCUCCACAGUGGAGGACGUGGAGCAAAUCCUCCUGUCCCAGUCGCAGGCUCUCCACUCCACAGAGGCAGACAUCAGGAAAGUUGAGGACACCAUUGCGGAGAUAGAGAAGGCCCGGGCCUUGGACAUGGAUUCCAAGGAAAACACCCCCCCAGACACCACCAGCUCACCUGACCAGGCCACAGGGGAGGACACCCAGGUGUCACAGGUGUCCCCUCAGCAGAAGGUGCUCCGGCGUUCCUUGAGGCGCCGGUCGGAGACUGCAGAGAGCUCCUCGGGGAGCCAGGACAAGGAGGAGGGGAUCCAAAGGAGGGACAGGCGGAAAGAGGAUGACAAGUCUGGGCAGAAGAAGGUGUCACAGCCUAAGGAUGAUGGAUCCCCAAAGCAGAAGGGGAUUUCUGGGAAAACAGCAGAAAAGAUGAGUACAAAAGAGAGCAGCCAACCCGAGAGAACUGCAGAGGACCAGAGCUCCAAGGACUCUCCUUCCAGGGGCAUUGAUGAGGAAGGGAGCUGGCGUGGCAGGAGGGCAGAAGAGCCCCUGAAGGCUGAGGGGGAAGGUCAGGACAGCAGCCUGAAGGUGGUGGAGCGCCCACGGUACCACACCAGGAGAGCUGCCCAAGGAUUGCUCUCCAGCAUAGAGAACUCAGAGGCUGAGGGCUCUGCCAAGGAGGAAAGCACAAGGAAGAGAAAAUACACAAAAGUGAAAACCAGAAGUGAUUCUCAGGAAGGUAAAUUGAAAGAUGGGCAGCCAGGAAGCCAUAGCCACGAGGUGUCUUCCCAGGAAAAUGAAACUCAGAGUCCACUGGAAGCAAAUAAAGGGGAAGCUGAAAUCAGCACAGCUGAACCAUGUGGCCUUGAAAACCAGGGAAUUCCUCCCACUGCUGGUGAAGUUGUGGGAUCUGCCAGCUCUGGGAACCCACCUGCUGCUCAGAACACCAGUGAGGAGCAAAACCAGAGCGACACAGCGAUGGAGUCACUGCCCAACCCCUCUGUGUGUGAGCAGGACAGGAAAGCAGCACAGCAGAACCAGCAGGAGGAGAGGCAGGCAAGCCCAGGGGGCUGUGCACCAGCAGUAGAUGGUUCAGGGGCUGAGCAUUCCUCUCUGCAAACCCCUGAGUGUCACAGCAAAAGGAGCAGGAGGGUGAAAAAAACCAAGAGCUGCGAUUGCUGUUUUAAAAAGCCAAAGCAACAAAUAACAUCGUUCACUGAAUCCAGAAAGAGGAAAGCUCCUGAGCCGGACGAGCCCCAGAUCAGCCCGGUUCAGACCCCUGGAGGUGGCUCAAAGCUGUGUGGGCACUCAGAUUUUGAGGAAAGCUUCUCCCUGGCACCUUGUGCCAUGAGCACUCCGGUGCAUCCCCCGAAGGAACCCAGGACGGGCGACUUGGAAAGCCAGGGAACAUGUGUGGGUACCCUGCAAGGAAGCAGUGUUGGGAUGGAGGUGGAGCCAGAGAAUCCAGAGUGUUCAGCAGGUGAAACUACUGACUCCAUAGAGGAAAUAAAGGAACCUGCUCAUCAGAAGGAGCCAACGGAGCAGGUUCUGCCAGGGGGUGUUCCAGGGGAGCCUGGUGAGAGCUGCCUGGCCAUGGAGAGCCAACGGGAAGGACCAGCAGCUCCAGAAAAGGGAAGAACAACAGCUCCAGAAAAGGAUGGAACAGCUACUCCAGAAAAAGAUUUAAUGAUGGGUCCAGAGAAGGGGGGACCAGCAGCUCCAGAAAGGGAGGAACCAGCUGUAGAGAAGGAGGGAACAGCAGCUCCAGAAGAGGAAAUAGCAAUGGCUCCAGAGAAGGAGGAACCAGCAGCUCUGGAGGAGGAGGAACCAGGAACCCCAGGGAAGGAGGAACCAGGAACCCCAGGGAAGGAGGGACCAGGAACCCCAGGGAAGGAGGAACCAGCAGCUCCCGAGAAGGAGGGAACAGCAGCUCCAGAGAAGGAAGAAAUAAGUCAGAAUGGACAACUGGAGGAGGUGCCUGAGGAACUGCCUGUUGAUAGCAAACCUGAGGAAAAGGAGAUCAACAAUCUGGAAAACAUUCAGGAUGAUAAAGCAGAAGCUGAGAUUACUGCAGGAGAAACUUGUGUUAUUCCAGAGAAAGAGAUGAAGGAGGAAUUAAUGGAAACUGAAAUAACAAUGUCUGAAAAUGCAGCCUUGGAAAAUCCCAGUGUGGAGUCACCUCUGAAGACAGAAGGUGAUGCUUUGGUGCCGGUGAAUGAGAGCCCCACCAGCAUCCAGGCCCGCUGCACGUGGUCUCCCUCAGCUUCCCCUUCCACCAGCAUUUUGAAGAGAGGUGCAAAGAGAAGUCACCAAGAUGAUGAGUCCCUGUCACCUGCUCAUAAGAUCCGUCGGGUGUCCUUUGCAGAUCCCAUUCACCAGGCGGGGCUGGCGGACGACAUCGACAGGAGGAGUCCCGUGGUCAGAUCCCACUCCUCACCCUCUUCCAAAAGCCUGAAAAUCUUGUCCAAUAUUCAGACUAAGAUUACAGAAAUGACCAAGGAGUCUCUGCCAUGCCCUAUGGAACACGUGUACCCAGCCUUGGCUGGCUGCAAAGCUCCUGUGGAUGUCAUUUUACCCCAGAUCACAUCAAACAUCUGUGCCAGAGGUUUGGGGCAGCUCAUCCGAGCCAAGAACAUCAAGACCGUGGGGGACCUGAGCUCUCUGACAGCCCUGGAAAUCAAAACCCUUCCCAUCCGCUCUCCCAAAGUCUCCAAUGUCAAAAGAGCUCUCAAGGGAUAUCAUGAGCAACAGGUAAAGUCUCGAGUGUCAGAGGAAAUGGUGGUGCUUGAAGAUGCUGACAAGCCUGUAAAUGAUGUGGAGGAUAAACCACUCUGUGUAGAUGAAGAAAAGCUUGGAACAGACCUGGCUGAGCCAACCAUGCCCAACACGAGCGACCAGCCCCCAGCAGAUCUCCUGAGCCAGAUCCAGGCCCUCUCUGCCCAGCUCAGCUCCGAGGAUCUCCACAGCUAUUCUGGGAGCCAGCUCUUCGAGAUGCAGGAAAAACUUGCUGACAUGUCCACCUGCAUCCUGAAAAACCUGCAGUCCCGCUGGAAAUCACCACCCCAGGACAGCUCCCAGUAGCUGCUUCCCGGGGCUCAGUAAGGAGGAUUUUGUUACAACAGGUUUUUUCCCCCCCACACACCUUGUUUUUCUUACUGGUGAAUUACUCCUUAAACUGUGCAUUUUGAACAGAAGAUAUUUUUUAACUCCUACAUCAAUUUAUUGUCAUGGGAUUGUUGUUUUUUUUUUUUCCUUAUUCUUGUUGUUGUUGGUUUUUUUUUUUCCCCCCUAAUUUGUGGGACUACUUCCUCCCUGGCAGAGGUAUUUGUCUUGUGUUGCUAUGCAUAUUUCUUUCAGGUAGUGAAAGGGAACUUGACAAGAGUUGUGCAAUAGCAAAGAGACUGUGAAACCAAACCAACAGAGUAGUUAAAUUAUUUUUUCAGACCCGAAGUGUUCUUAGUGCUGCAAACUCUUCCUGUGGGGCCAGAGCUGCAUCUCCCAGCUCUGCUCCUCUGCUGCCCCGGGGGGUUCCUUUGAGCUGCUCAGACUCUGCCAGAACAGCACCUGUGAGGUGAGCUGGGCUUAAUUCCUUAAGCAGGAACCUGGGAUUUGUACUGGAUCUAUUUUUCCACGUAUUUUUGUACGACUCACACUAAGAAGUGACAGGACGGGCGUGCACAGACUCUGCGAAGCCUCCCGGGCUUUGCCCCAUGUCCAUGGGUGGCAGCAGUUCUCCUGGUGGGAGAAGACUUUUUCCUUGGGGAAAUGAAUGGAUUUGGCAAGAAGCUUCUUGUAUAUUGUGUACAGAUUGACAGCAGAUGUUUGGUUACUAAUUUAUGAUCGGGAUUUUAAUUGCAUGGAAUGCAUUGCUGCUUCUCGGAGACCUUCAGCGAGAGUUCCCGGGCUUUCCUCUGGAAUUCUGAUCUGUAUAUAUUGUACUGUAGCUAUCAGAGUGGGUGUUUAUUGGAAGGAACUGCUGCAGGUGCUUUUUAAGACUUACACAUGGGCAAAUAAAAGAGAAAAUAGUUCCCAAA